Salvia miltiorrhiza (redroot sage) is the source of this 1531-nucleotide messenger RNA. Its product is annotated as annexin D5. The coding region runs from base 217 to 1173 and encodes 318 amino acids. The transcript is spliced from 6 exons. The record is from RefSeq and is a predicted model, not a curated record. Lineage: Eukaryota; Viridiplantae; Streptophyta; Magnoliopsida; Lamiales; Lamiaceae. Gene Ontology annotation, molecular function: calcium ion binding; calcium-dependent phospholipid binding. Gene Ontology annotation, cellular component: cytoplasm.
GGGGUGGAACCACUUAGGUCAGCGUCAACGCGCUGCUUAACUAAUUUACGCGGUUGUACAUUUCGCUACGGAUAUUGUACGCUGACGAGUAACGCGCUCUCAUCUCAUCCCCAUUACUAUAAUAUAUCUGCACUCACUGCAGCGAGUGGUUGAACUCAAUUCUGUAAUUUCCGCUUCAUUCAUCUACAGCUAAAUUGACUAGAGAGAUAAUCAAAGAUGGCGACGUUGAGCGUUCCUCCAGUUUUGACUUCGCCUCGCGAUGAUGCUAUGCAACUCUACCGUGCUUUCAAGGGUUUUGGAUGCGACACUGCAGCAGUUAUUAAUAUUCUUGCUCACAGGAAUGCAAUGCAACGUGCUCUUAUCGAGCAAGAGUACAGAACUAUAUAUUCUGAAGAACUUACUAAACGUUUGGCUUCAGAACUUAGGGGUGAUAUUGAGCAGAGAGCAAUUUUGCUUUGGAUGCCUGAUCCAGCUGUACGUGAUGCAACAGUAGUAAGGAAAGCUUUGAGUGGUGAUGUCAUUGACCUGAAAGCUGCUACUGAAGUCAUUUGUUCGCGUACUUCAACUCAAAUUCAACAUUUUAAGCAAAUCUACCAUCAAAGGUUUCAUGCUUAUCUUGAGCAUGAUAUUGAAUACCAAGCAACUGGUGAUCUCAAAAAGUUGCUACUGGCAUACGCUAGUUCUCCUCGGUAUGAAGGUCCGGAGGUGGACAGGGCAAUAGCAGAGCAUGAUGCUAAGUCUCUCUUUAAAGCUGGGGAGAAGAAGCUUGGAACUGAUGAAGACACUUUCAUACGCAUUUUCGCUGAGCGAAGCCGGGCACAACUGGCUGCUGUUUCUUCUGCUUACCAUAGCAUGUAUGGGAGCUCACUUAAAAAGGCCGUAAAAAGUGAAACAUCUGGGAACUUUGAGCUUGGUCUCUUAACUAUAUUACAGUGUGCUGAAAACCCUGGGAAGUAUUUUGCAAAGAUGCUGCACAAGGCAAUGAAGGGUAUGGGAACCGAUGACUCAACCCUUACCAGAGUGAUAGUGACGAGAGCAGAGAUUGAUCUGCAGUAUAUAAAAGCCGAGUACCAAAAGAAAUAUGGGAAGUCGCUCAACGAUGCAGUGCAAUCAGAAACAUCAAGCCAUUACAGAGCAUUCCUUCUGUCUCUUUUAGGCGCCACACCCCGCUAGACAGAGGUGAGUGUAAUAAUAAACCCUUUUCUUGAUCUCGUGGUUCACCAUUUGUACAGCUUAUGGGGAUGGCCAAGAUAAAGAAUUUCGUGGAAGGGUCGCCCUGCAAAUAAAGUUCCAUGAGUUGAGAGAAGAGGCUUGUUCUGUGUGUUCUUCAGUUGUCUGCUUUUGUUUGUACAUCGUUAUUUCCACGUCAAAGUUAGCAGCGUGGAAUGUUUGCUAGAUUGGUCAUAUCUUGUCGUAUUGUCUAAUUUAGUACCAAUUGUCUUUGUAGCUAUCUUAAGCUGUAUAUUGCACUAUGAUUUACCCCUUUUCAGCUUUCUAUAUUAAAGAUCUAAUGAUAAGGCUUUGAUUGUAA